Messenger RNA from Fonsecaea erecta, 1491 nucleotides. RefSeq lists its product as hypothetical. The record is from RefSeq and is a predicted model, not a curated record. The transcript is spliced from 2 exons. Lineage: Eukaryota; Fungi; Ascomycota; Eurotiomycetes; Chaetothyriales; Herpotrichiellaceae. Gene Ontology annotation, biological process: transmembrane transport. The coding region runs from base 1 to 1491 and encodes 496 amino acids. Gene Ontology annotation, molecular function: transmembrane transporter activity.
AUGGUGGAAGGAAACACACCCAACGAACCACAGGCACGGCCAAAUGCCUCUGACGAGAAGGGCGUCGAGACCGUCGAGGCUACCUAUGACGACCACAAACCCGAGGUUGCGGAAGCACAAUCAAAAUGGCAGAAAUUCAUCGACGUCCUGGCAUGGACGCCGCCGUGGUGUCGAUGGGAUCCAGAAAAGCCGCCCACGUUCUCGGUCUGGCACAACGUUCUGUUCGCGUUUGCGGGUGCCUUUACUGUGGGCAACCUGUACUACAACCACCCAAUUCUGAAUAUUCUGGCUCGAGACUUCAACGUGCAUUAUGUGACGGUGUCACGAAUCCCAACGCUGAUGCAGGCUGGCUAUGCUACUGGUUUGCUGUUCGUAUGUCCGUUGGGUGAUUUGCUGAAGAGGAGACCGUUGACACUGGUGCUCAUUGCAUUCACAGCGACCAUGUGGAUUGGGUUGUGCGUGACCCGUUCGUUCACAGUCUUCUGUGCAGUCUCGUACAUAUGUGCGGUUACGACGGUCAUCCCUCAAGUGAUGCUGCCGUUGGUGUCAGAAUUGGCUCCUCCUAAUCGACGCGCUUUGGCCCUGAGCAUCACCACUUCUGGUAACCUCCUUGGUAUCGUGAUUGCUCGUAUUCUCUCCGGCGUGGUCACACAGUUUACGUCGUGGCGAAACGUCUACUGGACCGCUCUUGCAUUGCAAUACCUCAUCCUUGUUACACUCUGGCUUUUCAUGCCCGACUACCCCUCCUCGAACCCCCAGGGACUGAACUAUUUCAAAAUGAUCGGCGGGAUUAUCUUCUUAUACAAGAAGCACGCUGUCCUUGUUCAAGCCGGAUUGAUCAGCUUCUGUAUCUCGGCCGCAUUCACCAAUUACUGGACCACACUCACCUUCCUUCUGGCUGGUCCACCGUAUUACUACUCACCACUUGUCAUUGGAUUGUUUGCACUGAUUGGCGUGGCUGGGAUCCUAAUGGGCCCGCUCUACGCGAAGUGGCUCAUUCAGCCCUUCGCGCCUCUCUUUUCUUGCUUGAUGGGCUGUGCCGCCAACCUGAUUGGGAUCACCAUUGGGACUUACUCGGGGAAGACUACCGUGGCAGGACCAAUAAUCCAGGCUUUUACGCUGGACAUGGGCCUCCAAAUCACUCAGGUGGCGAAUCGCGCCGCCAUCCACGCGAUUGAGCCAAACGGGCGGAAUCGAGUAAACACGGCUUUCAUGUUGUGCACGUUCACGGGUCAAUUGACAGGCACAUCGGCAGGCGCAAAACUGUACGAGCGUGGUGGAUGGUUUGUGAGUGGAAGUCUCAGUGUGGCUUUGGUGGGAUUGACAUUUGUGAUCUGUGCCUUGAGAGGACCGUACGAGGAGGGCUGGAUAGGUUGGCACGGAGGGUGGGAUGUAAGAAAGAAGAACCUGGCCGAAGCGACGAGCGGGCCGGUGCCAAUCGCGUUGGAAGAGUCGAGUACGACUGAUGAAGAGAAAGCACAACGGUCAUGA